AUGGCUCCUAACAAGCAAGCUGUUAUCUGUGUCUUCUGUGGCGCGACAGCAGGCAAAGACCCAAUUCACUUCGAAGCAGCCCGAAUCCUCGCCCAGGAAUUCCACAAGCACAAUGUCCAACUAGUCUACGGUGGCGGUACAACAGGAUUAAUGGGCGAGAUCGCCCGCACCCUAGUCUCCCUCUCAGGCCCCAAAGCCGUCCACGGUGUGAUCCCACGCGCGCUCGUCCGAGUCUCCACAAAGAGCAAUGGCAACGGCGAGGCCACACCGAACGGCGAGAGCGCCAACGGUGGUGGCAAAGAUGCUGAGCGGGUAGUCUCGGAGUCGCUGGAUUCUGAAGGGAUUCCGGAGUCAGAGUACGGAAUUACCACGAUCGUACCGGACAUGCACACUCGCAAGCGGUUGAUGGCGACUAAGGUGCUGGAGGGAGGGCCUGGGUCUGGAUUUGUGUCAUUGGCUGGUGGAUUCGGAACGAUCGAAGAAGUGAUGGAGAUGACUACGUGGAAUCAGCUUGGAAUCCACAAGGUCGGUGUUGUUUUACUGAAUAUCAAUGGGUACUGGGAUGGAGUGCUCGCUUGGGUAAAGAACGCGGUGGAGCAGGGCUUCAUCAGUCCCGAGAAUGGAAGGAUUCUUGCUCAAACAUCCGAUCCCAAGGAGGUUUGGGACAAGCUUUUGGAAUACCAGGUUAGCAGUGAGCGGAUGCAGUUGAACUGGGGUGAAGAGUGA
Penicillium pulvis is the source of this 726-nucleotide messenger RNA. RefSeq names its product LOG family protein. Gene Ontology annotation, molecular function: hydrolase activity, hydrolyzing N-glycosyl compounds. Gene Ontology annotation, biological process: cytokinin biosynthetic process. NCBI's taxonomy places the organism in Eukaryota, Fungi, Ascomycota, Eurotiomycetes, Eurotiales, Aspergillaceae. The record is from RefSeq and is a predicted model, not a curated record. Gene Ontology annotation, cellular component: cytosol. The transcript has 2 exons. The coding region runs from base 1 to 726 and encodes 241 amino acids.